Colletotrichum graminicola M1.001 is the source of this 5124-nucleotide messenger RNA. Its product is annotated as RNA polymerase Rpb1. Gene Ontology annotation, cellular component: RNA polymerase I complex. Gene Ontology annotation, biological process: DNA-templated transcription. Bases 1 to 5124 code for a protein of 1707 amino acids. The record is from RefSeq and is a predicted model, not a curated record. Lineage: Eukaryota; Fungi; Ascomycota; Sordariomycetes; Glomerellales; Glomerellaceae. The transcript is spliced from 2 exons. Gene Ontology annotation, molecular function: DNA-directed RNA polymerase activity; DNA binding.
AUGAACAUCUCCCAACCCAUCUCGUCGUCCAUCGAGACGGUCGAGUUCACUUUCCUCACCGACGAAGAAAUCAAGGCUAUCUCCGUCAAGCGCAUUGAGAACGACAGCACGUUUGACAACCUCCUCAACCCCGUUCCUGGCGGUCUCUACGACCCGGCUCUUGGAUCAUGGGGCGAUGCUCUCUGCGCCACCUGCAACUUGAAUCAAUCUUCGUGCCCGGGCCACGCCGGUCACAUCGAGCUACCCGUUCCUGUCUACCACCCAAUCUUUCUCGACCAGGUUCUUCGUCUUCUGCGAUCGCAAUGUGUCUACUGCAAAGGUUUUCGCAUGCGCCAUCGUGAAAUCAACCGCUACUCGUGCAAACUCCGACUCCUGCAACACGGUCUCCUCCACGAGGCCCACCUCGUUGACGCCAUUGGCGAAGAGCUCAAGGGUCUCGCCCUGCCCGGUGUGCCCACUGACUAUGAGAGCGAGGCCGAAGAAGAAGGAACUUCUUCUGUCGACAACAUCAUCGGUGCGAGGGAAGCCUACGUCCGUCAGGCUCUCAAGUCGCACAAGCUUAGUCUUGGGGAAGUGAGGAAGGGCAAACAUGAAGGCGCUAUAGAGAUGCGCAGGGAGCUUAUCAAGGACUUCUUGACGCAAAUCACCAAACCGCGGCGAUGCGACAAUUGCGGCGGCAUAUCGCCCGCCUACCGUAAAGACCGCUUCGUCAAGAUCUUCGAAAAGGCCCUCAGCGAGAGGGAUCUUGCUCAGAUGGCCCAGAGAAAUCUUCACGUCAAAGACUCCAUGGCAACAGCAGCCCGCGUCCGCAAAUCCAAGUCAAAGCGGAAUGCUGUCGAUGCCGAUGAAGGCGUCGCUGACAUUGACAUGACUUCAGCCGAAGAAAAUGAUGUUGAAAUGCGCGAUGCUAGUGAUGACGAGCAGGACUUGGCGGAUAAGGAAGAUGGAUCACUAGUCGAUGCCGUCGCCGUCGCCCCCGGCCAGCAGCGCUAUAUCAGCGCAAUGGAGGUUCGCGCAAGACUGCGGGAGCUAUUCGAGAAGGAGCAAGACAUCAUGUCGUUGGUGUACAGCUCGAAACCGAUGACCAAGAAAUCCGCCAAAGUAUCUGCAGAUAUGUUCUUCAUCCGAACCAUCCUUGUCCCGCCGAACAAGUUCCGGCCCGAAGCUCGAACUGGCGACUCUCAAAUCUCCGAGGCCCAGCAGAACUCCCUGUACAAGAUGAUCAUGCGGAAUUGCGGGAACAUUGCGAGGAUACAUCAAAGCGUCGGAGCUACAGACCAGUAUGGACGACCGAGAGACAUCACCGACUUGCAUCAAGUAUGGACAGAGUUACAAGAGUCCGUCAACUCGCUGAUCGACAAGAGCAAGAACCCUGUCCAAGGCGCAGCCGCCAAGAGGAACGAGGAUGGCAUCAAGCAAAAGCUGGAGAAGAAGGAGGGCCUUUUCCGAAAGAACAUGAUGGGAAAGCGAGUCAACUUCGCAGCCCGAAGUGUUAUUUCGCCUGACCCAAACAUCGAAACCAACGAGAUCGGUGUGCCCCCCGUCUUCGCGCGCAAACUUACUUACCCCGAGCCGGUGACGAGUCACAACUUCAGAGACAUGCAACAAGCGGUCAUCAAUGGCGUUGACAAGUGGCCCGGAGCGGCUGCCAUCGAGUAUGAGAAUGGACAAAUUGUCAACCUUCGGUCCAAGUCUGUGGACGACCGUGUAUCCCUCGCGAACCAACUUCUCGCGCCAACCAACAACCAAAUGAGCGGUAUGAAGAGCAAAAAAGUGUACCGGCACCUGACAAACGGCGACGUCGUCUUGAUGAACCGUCAGCCGACGCUGCACAAGCCGUCCAUAAUGGGCCAUCGUGUCCGUGUGUUGCCCGGAGAGAAGACCAUUCGCAUGCACUACGCCAACUGUAACACGUACAACGCCGACUUCGACGGUGACGAAAUGAACAUGCAUUUCCCACAAAAUGAAGUUGCUAGAGCAGAGGCUCUGCAAAUUGCCGACACGGACCAUCAAUAUUUGUCGGGCACGGCUGGUAAACCUCUCCGUGGUUUGAUUCAGGACCAUCUUUCGGUUUCCGUUGCGCUUUGUAACAAGGACACCUUCUUCGACCGUGACUCGUAUCAACAGCUCAUCUACUCGGCCCUCCGUCCAGAGAGCGGCCACAUUCUUGGCGAGAGGAUCGAGCUUCUCCCCCCCGCAGUAAUCAAGCCCAGGCCCCGAUGGACAGGAAAACAGGUCAUCAGCACAAUACUCAAAAACAUCAAGCCACCCAACGGCGAAGGUCUUUGGAUGGCCGGAAAAUGUCAAGUCAAGGGCGAACAGUGGGGCAAGAGUCAUGUGGAGGAAGGCAGUGUCCUUUUCCAAGACGGACAGUUCUUGACAGGCAUCCUCGACAAGGCCCAUCUAGGCCCCAGCUCGGGAGGCCUCAUCCAUUCCAUCCACGAAAUCUAUGGACCUGCCGUCGCAGGCAAGCUGCUCAGUGGCAUGGGACGACUCCUUACCAGAUACUUGAACAUGCGGGCCUUCACUUGCGGUAUGGAUGAUUUGCGACUCACGUCCGAAGGCGAACAGGCUCGGCGGGAGGCUUUAAAGGCAGCCAGAACUAUUGGCCUCGAGGUCGCGGCCAAGUAUGUCUCACUUGAGGACAAGGCGCCCAACAGCACAGACCCGGAGCUUCUCAUUCGCCUGGAGGAGGUCAUGCGAGACGACACCAAGCAGGAGGGUCUCGAUAUGCUCAUGAAUCAAAGCUCCGGCAUGGUUUCAAGUGCUGUAACGACGGCUUGUCUGCCCGUCGGCUUGGUCAAGCAGUUCCCCAAGAACCAGAUGCAGUCGAUGACAACUUCCGGUGCCAAGGGUAGUCAAGUCAACGCAAAUCUCAUCUCUUGUAACCUUGGACAGCAAGUUCUUGAGGGUAGAAGAGUUCCUCUCAUGGUUAGCGGAAAGUCUUUGCCGUGCUUCAAGCCCUUCGAGACGGAUGUCCGUGCCGGCGGCUACAUCGUUCAACGGUUCUUGACCGGUAUCCGACCCCAAGAGUACUAUUUCCAUCACAUGGCUGGUCGUGAAGGUCUUAUCGACACAGCCGUCAAGACUUCUCGCUCAGGUUAUCUGCAGAGAUGUAUCAUUAAGGGCAUGGAGGGAUUGACGGUGACCUACGACUCGACGGUGCGAGAUGCGGAUGGUACCCUCGUGCAGUUCCUCUACGGCGAAGACGGCCUCGACCCGACCAAGCAGAAAUACCUCACUGACUUCAGCUUCGUUCUCCGCAACGUUGGGUCUGAGUCAGCCCAGCUCAAUUUCAGCAAUGGCUUCAAGGAGAAGCUUGCCGGCAGCAAGGAUGAAAUCCUUAAGCACAUGAAGAGUGCCAUCAAGCACGCCAAGCUCAACAGUGCUGCAGCCAAGGAUCCUAUCAUCUCCAUGGUCAAUCCAGCGAGAGUGGCGUUCGCCACGUCGGAGAAGUUCUACGAACAAAUGACCAAGUACAUUAAGGACAACGAGGACGGCCUCAUUCGCGAUAAGUCAGCUGUCUCGUCUGGCUUGAUCAAUGCCCCUGCCGUCAGCAAAAAGUCAGCAGAGCUUGUCUUCGCUGCCAAGUACAUGCGAUCGCUUGUCGAGGCGGGUGAAGGCGUCGGUAUUGUUGCUGGACAGAGUGUGGGAGAGCCCUCGACGCAGAUGACGCUUAACACCUUCCAUUUGGCUGGCCACUCGGCAAAGAACGUCACGCUCGGUAUCCCUCGUCUCCGCGAAAUCCUUAUGACGGCGAGCCGAUCCAUCUCCACCCCGGCCAUGAAUCUUCUCCUUCACGAGGAGCUUUCCGCGGCUGAGGGAGAAGUGUUUGCAAAGUCGAUCAGCGUCCUGCCCCUGGCUGACGUGCUUGACACAGCAAUCGUGAAUGAGCGCAUCGGCAAGGGCAACAACGGUGCUCUGGCCAAGCUCUACGACGUGCGACUCAACUUCUUCCCCGCCAACGAGUAUACCAAGGCCUACGCCAUUGACACAAGCGAUGUUAUGGACACGAUUGAGAAGCGCUUCCUUGACCACCUCUUGAAGAUCAUGGUCCGCGAGAUCAAGAAGCGCCGUAGCGAGUCCACCUCGGCGACCCCCGAUGUCGGUGUCAAGGCUGGCGUCGUGGAAAUGGCGACUGGCAACGGCGAGGCAAGAGCUGCCAAUGACGAUAACGACGAAGAUGACGACGAUGGCGACAACGACGCCACGAAUGCCAAGAAUAAAGCGAAUCGAGAAGAGGCUGUGUCGUAUGGCCCUAACGACGACGAGGAUGACGCAAUCCAGCGACAGAUGGAGCGCGAGAACUCUCCCGAAGAAGACGAAGGUUUCGAAGGCAGCCCGCCGCCGCGUACAGACAAGGAUGGCUCAGAUGAUGAGUAUGAUGGUGACGGUGACGUGGACAGCGACGAGGGUGCUCUGAGAGCUGAGCGCGUCAAAGACCGGUAUCUUCGCGUCACCAAGUUCCGCAACGACGAGGCAGGAGAGUGGUGCGAGUUCACGCUCGAGUUCGAGGCCAACACUCCCAAGGUUCUCAUGCUCAACAUUGUGCAAGCGGCCGUUAAGAAGUCGGUCAUCCAGCAGAUACCUGGUGUCGGUUCAUGCACAUUUACGGCGGAUCACAAGAUCAAGGAUUCGGCGGGCAACGAUGUGUCCGUGCCAGCUAUCUACACGUCGGGAUGUAACCUCAAGGCGAUGCAGAAGUAUGGUGACUUCAUCAACCCCAACAAGAUUGCGACCAACGACAUCGGCGCCGUGCUCGAUGUGUACGGUGUUGAAGCAUGCCGAAAUAACAUAGUCUCCGAAUUAGCAGGCGUUUUCAGUGGCCACGGCAUCAGUGUCGACAACCGACACUUGAACCUUAUUGCCGACUACAUGACACGCAACGGUGACUACACGCCCUUCAAUCGCAACGGCCUGCGGGGUAACGUGAGCCCCUUUACCAAGAUGAGUUUCGAGACGACGUUGGCCUUCUUGAAGGAUGCUGUCCUCGAUGGUGACUGGGACGAUCUCAGAACACCCAGUGGUCGUAUCGUCAUGGGCCGCCUGGGCAAGAUCGGCACGGGUGCCUUUGAUGUCUUGACGGCGCUGCCUACGCACCACAUGUCUUCCAACGCCGAGUAG